Dromaius novaehollandiae (emu) is the source of this 5021-nucleotide messenger RNA. RefSeq names its product tumor protein p53 inducible nuclear protein 1 (gene TP53INP1). Gene Ontology annotation, cellular component: autophagosome; nucleus. Gene Ontology annotation, biological process: positive regulation of DNA-templated transcription; autophagosome assembly. Lineage: Eukaryota; Metazoa; Chordata; Aves; Casuariiformes; Dromaiidae. The transcript is spliced from 4 exons. The record is from RefSeq and is a predicted model, not a curated record. Bases 973 to 1686 code for a protein of 237 amino acids.
UAUUUUAAGUAUUUAAACUUUUUCAAGAAGAUGCUUAGUAACAAUCCUAUGUGGAAAUUCCGCAUUUCCUUAGAAAACCUGCCCAGGCUUAGCAACUUUUAUGGUUAAAAGGCUUUCCUGCUAACCACUGAAAAUUGAAUCUAACUGCAAAUAAAAGCCAUUGCUGCUACAUCUAUCUACUGCAGAUGUAGAGGAAAGGAAUAAACACCUGUUUGCCUCUUCUUCCACAUAUUUGACUACAGUUGUCUUUUUACUCCUUCCCUCUCUCAAGCUUUUCAGUUUUUUCCUAAUCUCUUCUCAUAUAGCCUUAGACUUCCGAUCGUUCUUGUAGCUUGCUUCUAGAUCCAUCUGGCAGUUUGACUUCUUCAAGCAUGGUACUGAAAACUAGAUACAAAUUCAAGCUGAGGCCUUAGCAGUACUAAAUGGAGCAGAAGGGUUAGCUCUUAAUACAAAUGAGUGUUGACUGCAAAAUAUCCUGUUAUGACGUUUAGGUUUUUUUAUGCAACAAUACAAUAUUGUUGACGUGCAUUCAAAGUGUUAUCUGUAAUACCCUUUUAUCACAACUGUAGCUGGGCCAAUUGUUCCUAGUCUUGUAUUUUCUUGCAGCUGAUUGUUCCUGUCUAAGAAUUACAGAGUACCUAACUUCUUGAAUUGCACUAAGCCUUCUUAUAUUGCUUUUGACUUGUGAAGACUAUUUUGAAUUCUAAUCCUAUCUUCCUGUGCCUUUCCAAUAAGGAGGUAGCCACGUUAAUGUGUGUAAGGGUCAGCAUUGCAGGACACAGUUGCUCAUUCCUACACUCGACAGGUUUCACAUGAACUGUUUGCCAGUCAUGACUCUGCAUGUCCUGUACCUAAGCUGAUAAAGCAUCUACGCACUUUAAUGUCAAGUCUACGCCACUCUGCUAAUACAGUGUGAGCUGUGCCUUGAACCUUGGAUAUAAAGACCUACAAACCAAAGUAUAUCUAUUAGUAAUGUUCCAGAGGUUAAAUAACAUGCUCAUGGGAGAGAUUGGUAGCUUGUCCAGCCAGGAGCCUGAGUUCAGUGAGAAAGAAGAUGAUGAAUGGAUUCUAGUUGAUUUUAUAGCAGACACUUGCACUAAUUGCUCCACAGAGGAAGCGGACAUCACCAAAACGUCAGCUGCAGACAGCUCGCCAGUCUUCUCUUGUUUACCAGCUCCCUUGGAACACUUGCCUGAGGCUAACGAGUCCUGUUUCAUCCAGUUUGAUUCAUGCCCAAUGGAGGAGAGCUGGUUUAUUACCCCUCCCCCAUGUUUUACUGCAGGUGGAUUAACCACUAUAAAAGUGGAAACUAGUCCUAUGGAGAACCUCCUGAUAGAGCAUCCCAGCAUGUCAGUGUAUGCUGUCCGUAAUACCUGUCACAGCCUUAAUGAGACUAGCUGUGGAAAUGAGGAGUUUCACAGUCCAGGUAGUCCCAGAAUGGAGGCCCGAAAUGAGUUGGGACAUCAUGUUCACUGCUAUGUUGCAGCUCUUGCUACUCGUUCAAGUUUUCUGGAAAAAAACAAGAGCUUUCGUCCUGCCCACUGGAUAAAAGAACAUAAGGAAAGACACUAUCUCAACAGAAACAGUCUCCGUCGCCAAAAUCUUACCAGGGAUUGCCACUUUCGGCAAAUCAAGCACAAUAGACUGUUUGUUCACCAGCCUUGCCAGCGUCGGUUCAAUUACUGAUGGCUCUCAUGGUUUUAAUCUGUUUUAAUUUUUUUUAAGUUGCUCUUGUUUUCAUGCAUAGAUAAUAAGUGUGGUCAAUCUGAAGGUGAUCAUCAGUUCCUCAAACACAAUCAUAACUAGCGUUACACUUGUUCUAACGACACAUGCAUCUCUAAACAUCUUGCUGUAAGUCCAAAAUGGUGAUGUUAAAUGGUGAUGUUAAAUAUCAUGUCUUGGAAGCCUAUCAGUACAAUAGUUUGUGUGAUGUUUUUAUAAGCUAUGAUGUAUAGAUGGGUUUUUAGGUGGUAUUUUAAAGAAACUUUUAACAGAUGGAAAAAUCAGUUACAUUUUGCAUUAAUCAAAAUGGAGUUAGAAAAUUUGAGGUUAGCUAUAUGCUUUAAUGACCAGUACUUGACAGCUUGUAUAUUUGUAUUCAGCAUAUAUGAUUACACUCUAACAAGAAAAAACUAUAGCUGCCAAUGGAUAUUACAUAGCUAUGCUGAACUGUUACAAGAAGGGCAUCUAAUCUACAUUGCCUAGUACCUGCUUGUGUUGAGUGGAGCCAGUAGGUGUGUUGGAUACUUCAUAUGGGUAUCAGAAAAGGGUUAAAUGUCCCCCGAUAUUUCUGCAGUACAACAUGACACUGGUGUUACAGAUGUAGGACCUCACAGUGGAGUGAAAGGAAAAGUAGACCGAUGGGUUAAGCGUAGACACAUAAUCCAGAGCCAAACUGUAUUUUAACUAGUACAGUUUGAGUUCUCUUUUUUUCUCUCAAAUGCCUCUGUUUUUUUCCCCCCCUCUCCUCUAUCUUUGAGAAAAGGUUUAAAAAACCCAAACAAAAAAAUCUAAUCUCUUUAAUCUCUAGUCCAAUUAAAGAAAAAGGGAUGGAUCAGCUGUUCUUCUAAUCCCAUUGGUAUCUGACCACUCUUUAAAGUUAAGCUGGUGGAUGGCUACUUCUGAGCUGCUAACUGCUGUUAGGUUGUCUCUUAUUUACAGGUUGAGAGUUGCUCAAAAAUCACUAGAAGAAAGACUUUAUCAGAAGUUCUCCUAGUUGUCUCAGCUAGAAUAAUGAAGUCUGAGUUAACAGUUACUGGAAAUAAAGGGCAGUCUGUGACAGGGAAAAGCUUGCUGAAAAACAGCCUUAGAGGACUAAAUGCAGUGACAGCAGGAUAUGUAAAAACCUCAGGUAUAUCAGCAGUGGUUGUUCUCCUAUUCAAUCUCAGGCGUUUUGGGGUGGCAGGGGGGAACUGGAUAUAAAUUCUGUAGGCCAAUAGGAAAGAAGAGCCAUUCAAACUAUCAAAUAUUUUCCUAACACUGUGCAAGAUUAUCCUUGCUUGAAGUAGUCAGGUGCUCAAAAGGUAAAGUUUUAGUGGUUAACAAAGAAUUGCAUAUACUACAAAGCAGCCACAUAAUAUAUCGAACCCUGAUAGAUCAACCUGGGAACUAGAUUAAAUGGUUACAGGAGGAGGAAGCAGAAAGACAGAGAAGAAAGGGAGAAAAUGUUUGCUCCAUUUCCCUUUCUAUCAGCACUUAACAUACAACUUGCUGUUUUCCUGCAUUUAUUUCCUAGAGUGUUAAAGUGUUAACAUUACAUUCAACCAUGUCUUCCAGUAGUUCUUACACAAAAGCUGGUGUAAGGAGUCAGGUGGGAAGCCUUUGAAACUAGGUAAGAUCACUAAUGUGAAUUAUUCUAGACCUAUGAUAUGUUUCUCAGUUUGGCCAAAUGUUUUAAUUUCACUGAAGCAGAAGCCCAGCAAUUUGAAUGUAGUUCAUGUAGUUACUUUUGCGCAUACUGCACCUGGAAUCAUUGUGGUGCAUACCUAGUGUACAGAAAAUAGCACUUACAAUCUUUGCUUCAUUGCAGAUGUGCUGCCUUCCUGGGUUUAGAUAGGAUUGUUGCAAAUGGAUGUUGACAAAUAGUUAAAUGUCUAAGACCAAAUGGUGCUUUCCUGGCUGCAGUAGUCUUUUUUAAGACAUGUUGAAUGCAGAAUCGUAUGUGGACAGUGAAAGAAAAUAAGACUGGUUAUACUGAGUUUCAAAAUGGGGGGGGUUGUUAAUACUCUUGUCAGCAGUGUGUACCUAUGUUCAUAGCAAUUCUUCUGUGGUCGAAAUACUCUGGCAUAUUUAUCUGCAAGUAGCUGUACUUUCACCAGUCCCUCAUCCAUUCACUGACACAAAUACUUUUACUUGCCUCAGAUUAUCUUCCUUUAUCACUCCAACUUUUUGUCCAAUUUAAAUUUCCUUCUCACUGCCAACUUUCUAGCUCAGGAAAAUUCCUUACUUUCCUGUUUUAUUUUUCUUUUAUAUAAAAGUAACUACUUUCCUUCAGCUUUAGUUUUCUUAAAGUUAAAUGAAGGAAGAUGGAAUCUCCACCUCCAUGAGUUGGAAGGAGUAAAUAAUCCUUUAACUUUUAAUGGAGAGAUGGAGUUGAGAGUAUAAGGCUCCCAGGUAUUAGAAUGAGAGUCUUGGUCAGUGUGUGUGUGUUGGUUUUUUUUUUUUUUUUUUUUUUUUUUUUUUUUUUUUUAAGUAGGCAAGUAAAUGCAACUUUAGACUGCUCCUAGAAUUAGGAGAUACUGAUCUUUUUAUACUACAUUACUAGAUAACUUUCUGGUGAUGAAAGCCUAUAUCUUUCAGGAUAUAAACUGUUUUGUUGCACAAAGCUGUGCUUCUCAAUUUGUAAUAUUGGAAACUAUAUUACUGUGUGAGAUAGAGUACUGCAUCAAUGGCUUUUUGUUAAUUUGUUUUGCGUAUUUAUGUUGGUCUAGCCCCAUUUUGUGCCUGGAGCUGUUGGGCAGUAAGAUUUGUUUUGGUUUUCUGUUUUAAUAGUGAGCUGUGUGGCUUUUUAUAUGGUUUUGGAUUGUAUUAAGAUGUUUGGUUUUUUUCCUCUUGUAAAAGUGGAGGCCUUGCAUUGUCUCAGAUGCUGAUUGAUGCUCAUGAAUCUUGCUGAAACUGUAUUUUCAUAUGUAUUGGUCAAUGGACAGAUUUGCAUUUUAAACAAAACUGUGCCUUCUAGGUGUAACUUUACACAGUAAACUUGAAGAUUCAAAAGGGACUUUUCAGUUAGGAUUAAUACUGUACAUUUGGACUAUGCAUAUAUGGCAGCUUCUUUCCAGAGCCACUUCUCUAUUUGUAGCAGUUCUUUUGAUACGGAAGAAUGUCUGGCUCUUACUUUUGAUAGUUUAAUGCAAGCUGAAAAAUGAUGAAAUACAGCACUUUGCCAAAAAGUAGCAUUGCUUAACCAGUGUGUAUUUACUAAAGCGAUCUUCUGUAUUUUGUUUUCAUGGUGCAUCAUGCACACCAUGGGGAAUCAUUAUGAUCUUAACUCUCAAUAAAAAUGGCCUAUUAAAAACUGUGAA